AUGAAUUUGCCAGUUGCGUAUUAUCGACCAAUUGCAGGAUUCAAAAACAAGCUUUCAAACUCGACGAAAUCUCUUUGGCAAGUACAAGCUCGCAGACAUCAAAGUUCAACCAUGAGCGGGUACAAGAAUCUGAACAUUGAGUUCAAAAAACCGGUUUUAGAUGAUAGAAACUACCGCUUCAUCGAACUGCCUAACAAACUUAAGGCGUUAUUGAUUCAGGACCCGGAGACCGACAAAUCUGCUGCGUCUCUGGAUGUUAACAUUGGAUCGUUUGAAGAUCCGGAAGACGUGCCUGGAUUAGCACACUUUUGCGAGCAUCUUCUAUUUAUGGGUAGCUCGAAGUUCCCCAAUGAAAACGAAUAUUCUAGUUUUUUGAGCAAACACGGCGGCGGGUCUAAUGCGUACACAAGCUCACAAAACACAAACUACUUCUUCCAGGUUAAUCACGAAAGCCUGCACGGGGCCCUGGACAGAUUUUCAGGCUUCUUCAGCUGCCCACUAUUUAAUAAGAACUCUACCGACAAGGAGAUAAACGCUGUGGACAGCGAGAACAAGAAGAAUGUUCAAAGCGAUCUGUGGAGGCUUUAUCAGCUCGACAAGUCGCUCACCAGCGACAAACACCCAUUCCACAAGUUUUCAACCGGAAACUUGAAAACGCUCGGCUCAAUCCCAAGCUCAAGAGGAGUGGACAUCAGAGAUGAUUUGUUGAAGUUUUACGACUCUUCGUACUCCGCCAACUUGAUGAAGCUCUGCGUUUUAGGAAGGGAAGACCUGGAUACCAUGUCAGAAUGGGUAUAUGACCUGUUCAAGGACGUACCCAAUUCCGAUCGCCCUGCCCCAUCGUACGAGGCCACCAUGUUACCAUCCGAAUGCUUAAUGCAAGUCAUUAGGGCCAAACCCGUAAAAGACUUGAAAAAAGUAGAGGUCACAUUUGCAUGUCCAGACGUUGACGAGCAUUGGGAAUCUAAACCAGGGCAUUACCUGAGCCACUUGAUUGGCCACGAAGGAUCUGGCUCGCUCCUAGCUUAUUUUAAGACCAAGGGCUGGGCCAAUGAGCUUUCGGCUGGUGCUCAUACUGUCUCAAAGGGAAAUGCUAUUUUCUCGAUUGAUAUCGAUUUGACUGAUGAAGGCAUUGAGCACUAUGAGCAGAUUGUAGUGUCAGUUUUUCAAUACAUUGAAAUGCUAAAGCAAGACCUUCCACAGGACUGGAUCUUUACAGAACUUCGCGAUACCGCGGAAGCCAACUUUAAGUUUAAACAAAAGGGCAACCCUUCUUCUACUGUGUCUGCUCUUUCGAAAGCAUUGGAAAAGGAGUAUAUUCCAGUUGGCGACAUCUUGAGCACGGGUCUUUUGCGGAAAUACGAACCCGACCUCGUUACUUCCUAUUUGAAAGCUCUCGGCCCUGAAAACUCUCGUGUGACGUUGAUUCACAAAAAUGUUGACUCAAAUCUUGCUGAAAAAUGGUACGGCACCGAAUACAGUGUCAUCAAGUACUCAAAUGAGCUUCUAAGCAAGUUGAAAGCUCCUGGUUUGAAUCCCCACCUGCGGUUACCACGUCCAAAUGAGUUCAUCUGUACCAAUUUCCAAGUUGACAGACUAGAAAGCGCGGAACCCUUACAGGAGCCUCUACUGCUAAAAAAUGACGGCCGGAGCAAACUGUGGUAUAAAAAAGAUGAUAGGUUCUGGGUUCCAAAGGGCCACGUCUACAUUUCCAUGAAGUUGCCACAUACUUACUCCAGUGUUGUAAACAGCAUGCUUACGACCCUCUAUGUGGAUCUUGUCAAUGAUUCGCUCAAGGACUUGGAAUACGACUCUCAAGUGGCCAGCCUUCACAUUUCUUUCAGGAAAACAAACCAGGGUUUAGACCUUUCCCUAAGCGGCUACAAUCAAAAGAUCGCUACACUGCUAACAAGAUACUUACAAGGUGUUUCCGGCUUUAUACCGUCUGAAUCCCGCUUCAAGAUUUUUAAAGACAGGUUGGUGCAAAAACUGAACAACCAUUUGUAUGAGGUUCCGUACUCUCAGAUUUCCGAUGUUUACAACUCAAUCGUCAACGAAAGAUCUUGGACGAUCAUGGAAAAGCUAGACGUCGUCAAGCAAUUGUCGUUUGCGCACCUGAAAAACUUCAUUCCUUCGAUGUAUGAGCAGUUCUUUUUCGAGACCCUAGUGCACGGUAACUUCAAACACGAUGUUGCCAUUGAAAUUGACGAGCUGAUCAAAAUGUUGGCGCCUUCUGACAUCCAAUUAGGCCAAUUGAAAAGCUCGAAACCUAGAUCAGUGUUAUUGCCCCAAGGAAAGACCUUCUACUUCGAGCAGCCGUUGGCCGAUGAGAAAAACAUAAAUUCAUGUAUUCAACACGUUACACAGCUGGGUAUUUUCUCCGAGGAGCUAUCCGCCAAGGCCGCAUUGGUGGCGCAACUGAUCGAUGAGCCAGCUUUCGACACUUUGAGAACCAAGGAACAAUUAGGCUACGUGGUUUUCAGCUCGGCACUCAACACGCAUGGAACAAUAAAUUUGAGACUGCUCAUUCAGUCUGAGCGCGAUACUGCGUAUUUGGAGUCGAGAAUCGAGGCAUUUUUGGCGAAGACUGAGCAAAGCCUGGAAAACAUGACCGAGGAAGAGUUCAGUGGACACAAGACCGCGCUUUGCAAGACUCUACUUCAGAAAUACAAGAAUUUGUCCGAAGAGCACUUACGGUUCACCACCACAAUUUACAUUGGCGACUACAAUUUCGUGCACAAGGAAAGAAAGGCACGUUUGAUCGAAACGUUGACCAAAUCUGAUAUCUUGGAGUUCUACCGCCAACAUGUGAUGUCUGAAGGGGCUAGUAAGUUGAUUGUCCACUUGAAAUCGCGCGCCCAGGACGACGCAGCCAGAAAAAGAGAUGCUGUGGAGAACUAUCCUGCCGGGGACUGCAUCACUAACAUCGCUCGUUUCCAAAGCAUGCUAAGUUUGGCACCAGCACGUCAGCCGGUCAAGAAGCUCGAAGUGACGCCAAAGCUUUAG
Lachancea meyersii CBS 8951 is the source of this 3006-nucleotide messenger RNA. The record is from the annotation of a GenBank genome assembly. NCBI's taxonomy places the organism in Eukaryota, Fungi, Ascomycota, Saccharomycetes, Saccharomycetales, Saccharomycetaceae.